Messenger RNA from Anopheles bellator, 1581 nucleotides. RefSeq lists its product as uncharacterized. The record is from RefSeq and is a predicted model, not a curated record. The transcript is spliced from 2 exons. The coding region runs from base 162 to 1442 and encodes 426 amino acids. NCBI's taxonomy places the organism in Eukaryota, Metazoa, Arthropoda, Insecta, Diptera, Culicidae.
UAUCGUGCCAACAACGCCUCCGUGCAGUGGAACGCGUCAAGCGUGGCUAGCGAUACGGGUUUUGUCUAUUUCCUCAAUUACUGCCCACCAGCUAUUGUUAUUCUUGCCGACUUAGGCUAAUCAGCCAAUCACCUCUGCUCCGUCGGUGUGAAAUUUCCGAAAUGUCCAAACCAGUGGAAGCAUCGUUACCAGCCUACAUCAGUGUUGGUUUGCAGCUAGCCGCUCGAAAGGAAGGAUUCACCGAUGGGCAGUAUCGCCUCAAAACCGAGCCCGGUUCGAAGGAGGGCGAUGGAUUCUCGGGACAAAUGAUCAAGGUGUUUAUCCGCGAAGCGCGUCGGGAAGUGAUCGUGCUGUGUAAGGUGCUGCCAGAUAAUCAGGUGCGCAAAGAACAGGGUGUACCCAUGUUUGAGCGUGAAACGGAGGUUUACGUCAAUGUGCUUCCCUUCUUGUUGGACUUUCAACGCGAUAAAGCUCUCGAAUCCGAGUGUCCGCAGUUUGAUAAUGUGCCACGAUGUUACUUUGCUAAGACAUCUGUCGACACGAAGGAAGCGGUCAUUAUUAUGGAGGAUCUGAGGGCGCAAGCUUACCGACUGUGGGAUAAAACCAAUACGGUUAACCUGGAGCAUGCCGAGCUGCUGAUGGCCACAAUCGGACGCCUCCAUGCCAUUUCGUUUGCCAUCAAGGAACAGUUACCGGAGAAGUUUGCCGAGUGCACUGGGAAGCUUGUCGAUCCAAUGGCAACGUUGAUUCAAGCUGAAAAUAAUGGUGGUUUUGAUAGAAUCAUGGCAACCAUGUGGCAGAGAGCGGUCGACGUGCUCGAACCUCACGAUACCUUGCACCGUGAAAAGCUGAACUUGUUGAAGGAUCGCUGCUGUGCAGAGAUCAUUUCGUGCGUCGAGGCGAAGGCGGCAGAACCGUACGCCAUCAUUGGGCAUGGUGACUGUUGGUCGAAUAACAUGAUGUUUCAGUAUGGUGACGAUGAUAAAACGCCCAUUAACAUUAAGCUGAUCGACUGGCAACUCUGUAGGUACUGCUCCCCGGUGCUCGAUCUCGUGUACUUUAUCUUCAACUGCACCGACGAGGAACUACGUGCACACAGCUACCAUCGGUUGCUCAAUGUGUACUACAAUAUUCUCGGUGUGCACCUGCAUCGGUUGAGCGGUAACGUUGAACGACAGUUUCCCAGGAGUGCGUUCCGUGAUCAGCUGAAGCGAUUCGGGCGGUACGGGUUGGUAAUGUCGUUCCUGGUACUGCCGAUCAUUUGCACUCCGAACGAUGAGCUACCGGACACCGACUCAGCCAUAGAAGAUCUAAUGAAGGAAAUCUCCGGCGGGACCGGUACUGGUGAUUUUACGUAUGGUACAACGGAAAAAGCGGCAACCCGAUAUAAAGAGAGAAUGUCUGGCACAAUUCGGGAUGUGAUUCGUUUGGGGUACAUGUAAAUGAUGCUACUGGACCCCAAUACCGUGUAACAAUUGGUUUGUUUAUAAGUUCAGUUCACUGUUACAACUGAGCCAUGUUGUUGAACAGGCGUUGAAUCCAAAAAUAAAUCUGGUGGCAGCGGAGAUGGUAACACAUCCC